AUGUCCCACCCGGCCCCCACAUUCACCCUCCACCCCCUCACCCUCCCCGAAAUCCCCCACUUCGUAACAAUCUACUUCACCUCCUUCCAAAACGCCCACUCCCACGGCUGCUGGCCACGGACCCCCGCCGUCCGCGCCUGGUGGGAAACCAUGCUGCGCGACGAACUGCACGAGCCCGGCGCGAACUGGCUCACGGCGAAGGACACCACGACGGGGGAAAUCGCGGGUUUUUGUAAAUGGGUGGAACCACAACCCGGGAAGGAGGUCGAUGAGAGUUUGCCGAGCUGGCCCGAGGGCGCGGAUGAGAGGUUGUGUGAGGAGACGUUUGGGGCGUGGGCGAGGCGGAAGGGGGAGUUGAUGGGGAGGAGGGGGUUUUGGUAUCUCGAAAUCAUCGCCACAGCCCCAGCCUAUCAAGGCAAAGGCGCCGGCUCCGCCAUGCUGCGCUGGGGAACGCAGCGAGCGGACGAGCAGAACGUCGAGGCGUACCUCGAAGCAUCACCCGAGGCCGUGCGCUUGUAUCAGAAAUUCAAAUUCGAGGAGGCGGAUAAGAUCGAUACGUUUAUCGAUAAUGCACGGGUGAAAGCGACGUGGUAUAGGAAUUUGUUCAUGAUUCGGCAGCCGCAAUCGCAAUCGCGGUCUUCUUGA
This is a messenger RNA of Zasmidium cellare ATCC 36951, 645 nucleotides long. RefSeq lists its product as uncharacterized. The record is from RefSeq and is a predicted model, not a curated record. Gene Ontology annotation, molecular function: acyltransferase activity, transferring groups other than amino-acyl groups. Bases 1 to 645 code for a protein of 214 amino acids. The transcript is spliced from 2 exons. NCBI's taxonomy places the organism in Eukaryota, Fungi, Ascomycota, Dothideomycetes, Mycosphaerellales, Mycosphaerellaceae.